This is a messenger RNA of Protopolystoma xenopodis, 1032 nucleotides long. The record is from the annotation of a GenBank genome assembly. Lineage: Eukaryota; Metazoa; Platyhelminthes; Monogenea; Polystomatidea; Polystomatidae.
AUGAGCCAAUGGAUAAAGUCUCAAUAUCCGGAUUUCAGGCUUGGAAGGAACACUCGUGUCCUUGCCAGCCAGUCUGUAGAGCGCCUGGCCCUGGCCCAUCAUUUACAGGCGACCUCAUCGAUACAUGGUUCACUGUCCUCUGAUCAGAUGUGCUUCUGUCCAACCGAUCUUCCAAUCACUAGCAGUCUUUCCCGGGUUGAGCUCAACUGCUUUUCUAUCGACCCUGAAGCCAGUGUUAAUAAGCUUGGCAAGCUCAGCUCUGACCUAAUUCCUGAUACGUUUCAGGUAGAAGCAGACAAAAGAACAGAUAAACAAGGAUGUGGUGCUAUUCUGGGGGACCCUUCUUACUUCCUAUCUCCAAGGGCUGUUCAGAUGGUUGGCCAAGCUUCUAGGCCGAUCAGCAAGUCGAAGCUAAAUGAACAUCAAGCUAUUCUUAAAACAGCUGUAGUGGAUGCUGCAAAGAAAAACCUUAUCAUCCUGUCAUCUGACUCUUCUGGUACCGGCGACACAAUUCAUGCUUGUGCCUACGACGGCGUUGGGGAGGAUGCCACUACCAAGAUGGGUCUGUUGCCAAUUAGUAUGGUUUACCGGGUGCUUUUGCAGCAGCUGUUAUUAGACCGCUUGCCGGCAAAGGAGAUUUUGCGACGCCCGCCUAAUACCUGGGUAGUAGGCAGAUGCAAGCGCCAACGAAGGUUCCAUCAGAUCACUAAGAGUUACGCUGGCGUCUCCGCUGGCUCCAAGCCUUCAUUUCUUGCUGCUAAAUCGUCCAUUGCUCAGACUUCAGAAAUGUCUUGUUUAGAUAGCCCAUUUGAAGGAACCAUCUCGCAAAGCCUACACUGUACUCCUGCAUCGACCCCCCAGAUUUCUUCCGGGCUUGUUUCGACUCCCCCUCCGCUUCAACCACUAUCCCCAAAUUUCUUGAGCUCAGCCUCAAGUUUGAUAAAUCCAAGCUCAUCGGCUGGCACCACAACUAUUGAAGAAUCCUCUUUCAAAAAAAGGAUGAUGGGCGAUAGAACGACUGGGCUUCAAUGA